Molecule: messenger RNA, 1810 nt
Organism: Armigeres subalbatus
Lineage: Eukaryota; Metazoa; Arthropoda; Insecta; Diptera; Culicidae
Exons: 5
Coding region: 204-1328 (374 amino acids)
Source: RefSeq, a predicted model, not a curated record
CACUGCAAGCUUCGGUGGAUUGUUGGCAGCUUAUCGGAAAGCAGUCAGCUGUUGAGACAAAUUCCAUUCCUGUUUUCAUCUGGUGAUUGGAUAAAUAUAGGCGUUUAAAUGGUUAAUCCAGUUUCAUCAUUGCUGACCAAUAAUACUACAGCUAUUGGGGAUGAAAACAAUUGAAGGCACGCGGCAGCAAGCAGAGCAACAAGAUGCAGCAACAGGAAAAACGACGCGAGCUGCGUUUGAAAAAGUUCUGGCGAACCACCACCAAGCCACCUACAUCGUCGGAGGACUCCGGCGGCUGCGAAAGUCCUACAAAACUCGGACGAAAGGCCUUCCAGCAGCAAACAAAUAACAUUAGCAGUCCCGCUAGACAUCCGCCAGCAUGUUCGCUACCAUUGUUGCAGGUUUGGCCCAGCCAAGACUCUCCCCGAGGGGAAGCCGAUGGACAGAGUUUCGUAUUUCCGUUGGCCGUCGAUGACCAACUGCAGGCUGGCUGCAAUGCUGGAAUACUGCAAACCUCGCUGCAACAUGCCGUGGCAUCCUGCAGCAGUAAUAGUGACUUGCGACGUAAUUCCCUCUUCGUUGAUCAACUGCAAGCAGGCGACUCCGGUAUUGAUUCAGUUCAGGCAUCUCCGUCGCCGGUCGCCAUGCCUUGCCAUCCCCUAGUAGUGUCCAAUGCCAUUUCACCAAGUGCAUCACCUACGGUGGGUUCACCGACGCCUUCCAUGGAUCGCAACCGGCGGCCGUCGACGUCACUUCUGCACCCGGACCAUGCAAGGAUACUGGCUCUGCGACAACUGACGUCACCCGACCAAACAUCACUAGAAGACAAUACGGAAUUCAAUGGCACAACGGGGAACCACCUUUGCACAGCCAGUUCCAGUACGACAUCCUCCUUGACGUCAGUAGCGAUUGCCACCCUUGGACAGCAUCCUCAAAGAUCAUCGGAUCCCUGGCUCCGUCCGGAACGUGACAAAGAUCAUCUCGACCUGGAUCACCGAAGAGCCUCAACGAUGAGCGCUCGUCUGUCGCUGUUUGACGCCCUAGACCUGGAGUACGCAUUGCUUCGAGCCGCGGCACGAGGCUCGGUAGGUCCCUACUCGUUAAGCGAAUCGUUGCACAAGCUCACCUUUACCCAGUCGCUCGCCUUUCCGGCACUUGCCCGCGGAUUAGCUGCAAAACGGCGCACAUCUACCGAGGAAAGUUCAUCCCGACCGCUCAACCCGAACGAGUCCGGCCUGAACACGUUCGCCAAAGUGGUCACCGCCUGUGUUCUAGUGAUGGUUAGCUUUCUGGUGUUUCUAGUGGUAUACAAAUACGUACGGACGUGAGGCUUGCUCCUGGCCCCGACAGAAGUCACGAUACAGGCGACAACCGCUUCGACGGCGCUCGCUUCAUAUCACCACGUGGCCAACAAAACCAUCGUGUCGGGUGUCAGGAAGCUAUUUAACCUUGAUAACUAGUGUACGGCCGUGGAAGACUAAAAAUGACAAUGAAGAUCGCCUGUAGAGUCGAUCAAAACAUGUACACGUUCUUUCUUAUGACGUAGGAUAAACAAAGACGAAGAACAACGGAGCAAAAUAGAGUCAAUCGCAUUGAUUGUUUCGAACCUUGCAUCAGAACAAACGCGGAUCGAUUUGACUUCAUCAUAAGGUACAUCGCAGCAACAACAACAACCACGUUUCAAAACCGAUUCUGGGCAAUGCGCCCGGUUGCCUUACUACCAGGUGAACAGUGGAAGAGGUGACGUAGAUUGGAAAUUUAUUAGUUUCCCAAUUCUAAAGCAGGUUUUAGAUAUCGUAGUAGAGAAAGU